Molecule: messenger RNA, 713 nt
Organism: Brassica napus (rape)
Lineage: Eukaryota; Viridiplantae; Streptophyta; Magnoliopsida; Brassicales; Brassicaceae
Exons: 1
Coding region: 338-565 (75 amino acids)
Source: RefSeq, a predicted model, not a curated record
AAAAAUAGUUUUUAGCACGGGAAAAAAUGUUUUUGUAGUUUUAUCAGUUUUCGUUUGUGUCAAAAAUGAUAUUAUGUUUAGGUUUGUAAUUUGUGAAUUACAUUAGGGGUAUAAUAGACAUUAUACAAUUUUGAAUGAACCAUCUCCGUUCAAAUGAUCCAAAUUGGUUCAGCUGAAUGAACUUUAAAAUUAAGCCUAAAUUUUCAAAAGUCAUCCGGAUGAUUCAUCUGAAUGAGUUGCACUUUUAGUGCCUAAACAAACAAAACUUAAGUAGGAUGAAUACCCAUUCACGUUAAACAACUCAAACCUCAUCCACAUCAAAACAUCUCAAAAGAGAAUGGCGAGACAUUUAGAAGAUGUGAUUAGCAUGGCGACAACAACAACACAGUUCCAUGUUAGUUACCUUCUUCAUAUUGUGUUUUUGGCUCUGUUCAGCUGUUGUGUCCUCUCGGCUCUGUUACUCUCAUGUGCUGACGGAGCAUCCGACAACAAAGCCACUUCCGGCAAUACCCCUUCUGCCGGUGGUUGUGGUGGUGCCGGUUGCGGCGGUGGUUGUGGAGAUUGAGUUUCUUCAUAUUCGCCGUGACUUGGUGGUAUUGUGGCUUUUGUGGUUAUCAUUGGCAUAAGCUAUUUCGUUGUUUUUUCAUAAAUAUAAGAAUUUCUAUAAAUCGUAUUACUAAAGCAACUGCAUAACGAUUUAAAAGUUAAAUUAA